This is a messenger RNA of Haliotis rubra (blacklip abalone), 2376 nucleotides long. RefSeq names its product CUB and sushi domain-containing protein 3-like. Gene Ontology annotation, molecular function: serine-type endopeptidase activity. The transcript is spliced from 6 exons. NCBI's taxonomy places the organism in Eukaryota, Metazoa, Mollusca, Gastropoda, Lepetellida, Haliotidae. The record is from RefSeq and is a predicted model, not a curated record. Bases 520 to 1509 code for a protein of 329 amino acids.
UCAUGAUGUUAUAUCACAGGUGCGCCUGACUGAGAUGUCGCCAUGAUGCUAUAUCACAGGUGCCCCUGACUGAGGUGUCGUCAUGAUGUUAUGUCACAGGUGCCCCUGACUGAGAUGUCAUGAUGUUAUAUCACAGCUGCCCCUGACUCAGGUGUCGUCAUGAUGUUAUAUUACAGGUGCCCCUGACUGAGGUGUCGUCAUGAUGUUAUAUCACAGGUGCCCCAGACUCAGGUGUCGCCAUGGUGUUACAACACAUGCACACGAUGACUAUCAGAGAAUGAGGUGUUUGGCAACACGACAGUUAAAAAUAUAUAGCAUCCAAAAUCACUUUCUUUUAAACACUUGUCAAUUCCCCAUUGUUAUUUGACAAUAGUAGGCAGCAAAUGACGUCGAAUGUAAAAUGCAUUAAAUAUUCAACAGUGUUCUUCAAGAGUAUAAAGUGUGCGUACUUCACAUCAGUGGUUUGGUUUCAUUCCAAUCAAAAUCAUUGCCUAUAGAUCAAGCAGCUACACAGAAAUCAUGGAGUUGUUGGUUCUGAUGAUUUAUCUGAUGAUGGUUGAAUAUUUCUAUGUGAUAAAUGCUUGUGGUGGAACAUGGGCGUCUUUCCGAGGCACCAUGACGUCUCCGGGGUACCCGUACGCCUACCCCAGCGGCCCGACAUGCUGGUACUACGUGACACCGCCCUCUACCGGACAGAAGAUUCAACUAAAGUACGACCUCAUGGUUAUCUCCUACUAUGAUACGUUGGAGGUUAAGAACUCAUCCCAAGUCGUGGUAUCGAGGCAAACAGGAAAACGAGGUUACAGCGUGGAUCCUGCGUCGACCAGUUACGUGGCCAGCUUAACCAGAAAAAGCCCAUAUGUCCACACUGGAUUCAAGGCAUCGUGGGUCGAAUGCGGUGGGGACUGGACGAGCGACUCUGGUACAUUUAGCUCACCUUACUACCCCAAUCACUACCACAAACUGGCUCACUGCAUCUACACGAUCACCCCGACCAGUGGCAGCGUUAUCCUGCUGACUAUCAACACCCUCAGCUUGGCUGACAACGACGUGAUAAAGGUAACGGAUGGUGAUGGAAAGUCUUUGGCCAAUCUGACAGUAAGUGCAGCGUUCCAUCAGUUCGGACCAUCCUCCUCCUUCAGGGCAGAAUUCAAGGCGGAUUAUGGCGCCACGAGCACAGGGUUCCAUGCAACAUGGCAAACAAUGCCCCCUAGCAUCAAGUACGACCUCGCUCUCCACACGUCUGGCUGCGCAGUGGGCAUGAAGUUCUCCGAAGUCUCCACGGCCGGGCUGAAGGGACGCUCGGUUUCCAUUCAGAAGGUGUCGGCAAGUGUCGAGUGUCUGUACGCGUGUCUCGUGUCACCCGAGUGCUCUCACUAUUCCUUUUCUGGGGACAUGUGUACUCUUUUAAUGCUUGACGGCACCGGGUAUCCUCUCCCACCAACAGUCAUGAAAAAAGUUAUGAAGGUGCUGUUCAUGUAUAAGAAAACAGGAACAGUGACAUUGUAAAUAUCUAUUGAGCAAGCAAGUAUAUUGUUUUCUUGUAUACCUGGAAAACUGAUAGCUAAUAACAUUGGUUUGGGUUUAGUUUUCGACAAACGCUGCAUUAUGUCACACAACGUGUGUUUCGUGUCUAGUCAACUUGCUGUUCAAAUCCAUUAUUUAUGAAAACAGCACAGAAACGGUAGCCAAUAAGGAAGACAUAUAGUUGAUAUUAUUUCCCUUUUCAGGUUGAGUGAGUGAGUGAGUGGUUUUAUGCCGCUUUUAGCAAUAUUCCAGAAAUAUCACGGCGGGGGGUUACCAGGAAUUGGCUUCACACAUUGUACCCAUGUGGGGAAUCGAACCCGGGCCUCCGGCGUUACCAACGCUUUAACCAUUAGGCUACCACACCGCCCCAUUUCAGGUUGAAGUUACAGCCCUUUCAGUAUUAAUGCCGCGACAUUGGCUUUAAGCGAGGUGACUACUUACAAACAGCUGUAGGCUGAUGUGAUUGCAUAUUCAACCAUACAGUCGCUUUAAGUGUAGUGGCCCUUCAUUAGUGUCGCCAAUAGGUUGAAGUUGUGGUGACUGUACUUCGUACCCCCAACAGCUUACGUAUAUACCUGUAUAUAUUGACACAAAGGGGGAUAGGUAAAUCACUACACUGUAAUUGUGUGUGAGUUCGCAGUAAUGAAACGAGGAUAAUGUAUUAGAUCUGGAGAAGUCAUCUCCAUUUUACAUUGACUAUUCUUGUGUCAUGAUAAUUGGUAUUCCCCGCGGUUAACAAUGCACUUGGUGUUCAAGAUUCGUGAUUGCAAACUUUUCACAUUGAGAAUGUAUACUGUUAUUUGUCACCAUUUGUUUGGAGAAUACAGUACAUGCACUACACGGCAUUGA